Molecule: messenger RNA, 1869 nt
Organism: Seriola aureovittata
Lineage: Eukaryota; Metazoa; Chordata; Actinopteri; Carangiformes; Carangidae
Gene: isl2a
Product: ISL LIM homeobox 2a
Exons: 6
Coding region: 236-1315 (359 amino acids)
Biological process (GO): axonogenesis; neuron fate specification; positive regulation of transcription by RNA polymerase II
Cellular component (GO): nucleus
Molecular function (GO): cis-regulatory region sequence-specific DNA binding; DNA-binding transcription factor activity, RNA polymerase II-specific
Source: RefSeq, a predicted model, not a curated record
CCAAGAAGCCAAAGAAAAAAAAAAAGAGCAAAGGUCCAAGAGGAGAUUUGCAUGGCACCCUCUCCCCGGACUCAGAGAGGUCCAGGUUUACAGACGUCACUGGUCGAGGAUCUUUGUUUUCUCUCCACCUCUCGGUGGAGGAAUACAAGUUUAUCAUCCAGCCAGGGACGGGACUGUCUCCUCUGCCGCUCCUCUCCUCCAUCUGUCGGCUUGCACUGGGCUAUACUUCUCCUGUAUGGUGGAUAUCCUGCUCAAUACUUCUUUCUUGGAUGAUAUGGGGGAUCAUUCAAAAAAGAAGUCGGGAAUCGCAAUGUGUGUGGGCUGUGGAAGUCAGAUACACGACCAGUACAUCCUGAGAGUCGCCCCGGACCUGGAGUGGCAUGCAGCCUGCCUCAAGUGUGCAGAGUGCAGCCAGUACCUGGACGAGACCUGCACUUGCUUCGUCCGAGACGGAAAGACUUACUGUAAAAGAGAUUAUGCAAGGUUAUUUGGCAUCAAAUGUGCAAAGUGUAGCAUGGGCUUCUGCAGCAGCGACUUGGUGAUGAGAGCCCGGGACAACGUCUAUCACAUGGAGUGUUUUCGGUGCUCGGUGUGCAGUCGACACCUCCUGCCGGGAGACGAGUUCUCCCUGCGGGACGACGAGCUGCUGUGCUUGGCGGAUCACGGUUUGCUGGUGGAGCGGGCCUCUGCAGGGAGCCCGCUGAGCCCGGGGAACCUUCACACCAGACCGCUGCACAUAUCAGACCCGGUUUCGGUCCGGCAUCCUCCACAUCACAGGAACCACGUCCACAAGCAGUCGGAGAAGACCACCCGGGUCCGGACGGUGCUGAACGAGAAGCAGCUCCACACCCUGCGGACCUGCUACAACGCCAACCCGAGACCGGACGCUCUGAUGAAGGAGCAGCUGGUGGAGAUGACCGGCCUGAGCCCCAGGGUGAUCCGCGUCUGGUUUCAGAACAAGCGCUGCAAAGACAAGAAGAAGUCCAUCCUGAUGAAGCAGCUCCAGCAGCAGCAGCACAGCGACAAGACCAAUCUGCAGGGCCUGACAGGAACACCUCUGGUGGCAGGGAGUCCUAUCCGGCACGACAACACGGUGCAGGGGAAUCCUGUGGAGGUGCAAACCUACCAGCCCCCCUGGAAAACCCUCAGCGACUUCGCCCUGCAGAGCGACCUGGACCAGCCCGCCUUCCAACAACUGGUGUCUUUCUCUGAGUCGGGCUCUCUGGGAAACUCCUCGGGCAGCGAUGUGACCUCUCUGUCGUCUCAGUUACCGGACACACCGAAUAGCAUGGUGCCGAGUCCCGUCGACACGUGAGGAGGGCCCCUCCAAAGGUCAGCUGGAGCCCCCUGAGAUCGCAUCCGCGUCCUCUGCGGGGAGGCGCAGAGACCUCAGUGACAUUCAAUCAAGAGAGACGCAUCAAGGACCAGGAUGGAUUAUGUUCGAGGCUACAUUCAGGUCCCGGCUGGACAAUUGGAGGUCUGACUGUUCUCUUUACAUAUAUCUUGCUCAAGGACACUUCGGCAGGACACGCAGCUGCUGAUGGACAUUACGUCGGCGGGGCUUCUCUGUAUGGGACACCUUUGCCCUCUACCAUGAUGCCAGUGGCUGAACUGGAUGUCUUGGGAUUCAAACAGCCUGUACUGGACGUCUGAGCGUUUAACACUACAGGCUAUACAGUAUGUUUAUCAGGAAAAUACAAACUGUGUAGAUGUGCAUGAUUUGUAACUUUCAAUAUCGACUCUUGUAAAUUAACGAAACAGAUGAGAGAGAUGCGCAAUGUUCGCGUUUCCUCCAGAAAAUAAGUUAUUAUUAUUUAUUAUGAGGACAGACAUAGCCAAUCUUAUCAAUAAAAACAUAGUUCUAACUGA